AUGACGGAUCAGCCAGUGACUAGAGCAAAUCUUGAGAGAAUUACCACGACUUUUACCGCGACUCUAACGUCUUUGACUGAACAAAAGACAACUUUUACAAAUCAGGUUGUGUUGCUAAUGGAUGAGAUUUUGUCUUCCACAAAUGUCACUCAAGAUGUUGGUUCAAUCUCCGAUGAAAAUAAAGAAUCGUGGCAACAUUUUGUCUUCCACGACCUUUCAUCAAUCAAGGAUUUCUACGCUAAAUACGCUCAUGAAAAGGGAUUUUCUUUGAGAAGAAAUUUGCACUCCUUCUAUGAUUCUCGUAACAAAAAAAUGGACAUUGUGCAAUAUGUCUGUUAUGUUUGUAACAAGCAUGGGAGUCGGGCGGAUCCUAAGAACAAGACAAACUCGGAUACUCCUGUUCUCAUUGAAUACCAUAAAGAGAAAGAACUUCCCGAGGAAAGGACUGGUUGCCUAGCUAGUAUUUCGUUGAAGUAUGAUUCUAAUGUUAAAGGUUAUCACAUAUACAAAUGGAAUGUUACUCAUAACCACCCUCUCCAUAAACCCGAGCAUUCGCAUUACUUGAGAUCGGCUCGAGAGAUUAGUGAGCCUCAAAAACAACUUGCUAUAAUAAAUUCGAAAUCAGGCAUGUCUGUAAGAUCCUCCUUUCAAGUUAUGCGUCAAAUAGCUGGUGGUUCAAAGAACCUUGGGUAUUGCUUCCAAGAUUUAAAGAACUUUUGUCACCACUGUUCGACAAAAGGAAAUGGUAUUGGUGAUGCAACUAUUAUCCAUGAAUAUCUUAGAAAUGAAGCUUUGAGGAACCCAUCGUUCUAUUAUGAUAUCCAAGUAGAUUCUGAAGAGAACAUAGCUAGCAUUUUCUGGUCAGAUGCAAUCAUGCAGCAAGACUAUGAAUCAUUUGGUGAUCUCAUCAGUUUCAACACAACUUAUCGAACAAACACGGAGUAUCGUCCAUUAGGUUUGUGUUCUAUUCAUUUCACUACUAUUAUAUCAAGCUUCCAUUUUAUUUUGCAAUUAUCAGUGCAUUGA
This is a messenger RNA of Vicia villosa (hairy vetch), 1026 nucleotides long. RefSeq names its product protein FAR1-RELATED SEQUENCE 5-like. Bases 1 to 1026 code for a protein of 341 amino acids. The transcript is spliced from 2 exons. The record is from RefSeq and is a predicted model, not a curated record. NCBI's taxonomy places the organism in Eukaryota, Viridiplantae, Streptophyta, Magnoliopsida, Fabales, Fabaceae.